Molecule: messenger RNA, 2210 nt
Organism: Saccostrea cuccullata (small rock oyster)
Lineage: Eukaryota; Metazoa; Mollusca; Bivalvia; Ostreida; Ostreidae
Product: thyroid peroxidase-like
Exons: 14
Coding region: 55-2094 (679 amino acids)
Biological process (GO): response to oxidative stress
Molecular function (GO): heme binding; peroxidase activity
Source: RefSeq, a predicted model, not a curated record
AGCUGUUAUAUUUUACUGAUUCUCGUUACUCUGAUCAGGAGGGAUGUUCUCUCCAUGCAACCAUGGCAACAAUACCUCGAGUCAUUAAGGACAGAUGUCAAUCAAGUUCUGCGAGAGGACGUCUGCUUCCCUCGUGAAGAUGUUUUUUGUGAAGAGAAUAAUAUCGAUGUCCACAACAUCAGACAAACUGUGUUCGCUAAUUUACAUACCCAGUCGACGUCAUCGCGAGAGGCAUUCCGAAGAUGGAGCAUUUUGAGGGAGUUUUCCCAGCAACUUUGUGACCUAAACACAUUAAGCCUAGCUAAGCCGAGUACUUUCACAGAAUCACCUUUCAGCAAAGACCUGAAUAGAAUAGUAUGUAAUACACACGAUGGUCCCAACUGUGAUUGGGCCCGCACGAGCAGGUAUCGGACAGUGGACGGCACGUGUAACAAUCUCAUCAACUCACGCUGGGGGGCUGCAAGCACUGUCCAGAAGAGAAUGAUUCCUCCCUAUUACGAGGAUGGUCAUUCCACGCCUCGUGGUUUAUAUCGGAUCUAUCCUAAGCCUCUACCUAAUCCUAGAGAAAUAAGUGAGCGACUUUUCUCUGAACAGAGCGGUCAAACGGACGACGAUGACAAACACUCUCUCUUUCUGUGGUCAUUCGGCCAGUUCGUGGACCACGAUUUGACUUUUACUCCAACAAUGGAUGAAGGUGGCAAAACUCUUCCUUGCUGUGACGAGAAAUACAAACGUAAUAUAUCGACUGGAUGUUUCCCUAUUAUACGUGACGUUCAAGCAAUAGAGGAGUGUAUGCCCUUCGUUAGAUCCGCACCAGCUGAGGAGCCAAAAAGACCCGAUACUUGUGGGACGGAUCACCGAGAACAGAUUAACGAGUUGACGUCCUUCAUAGACUGUGGUAAUGUUUAUGGGAAUACUUUAAUCGUGUCGAAAGCUGUGGAUGCUGGCGUCUAUGGUCUAUUGAAGUCUUCCAACAGGGGACGUAAUCUUCCGCGAGGAAAUCCUAAUCAUUGUAAAGAUGGAAGACAAGACGCUUCCUUUUGUCAGCUAGCUGGCGACAUUAGAGUCAACGAGGUACCUUCCCUGGGAUUAAUGCACACACUUUUCCUUCGCUUCCACAAUAUUUUGGCCAAAAAACUGAAUAUCCUAAAUCCAAAAUGGACGUCCAAUACGAUCUAUCUUGAGACGAGACGCAUUAUGGGAGCGGUCAUGCAGCAUAUUAUAUACAACCAUUGGCUUCCUAAGGUUAUCGGCCCUGGGUUAAUGAACCAAUACCGUCUGUAUUCUUAUCCAGCGGGCCAAGAAUCCAGCUUCCGGUACUAUGACACUAUAGAUCCCAGUAUUCUGAAUGAGUUCUCAACAGCUGCUUUUCGAUACGGACAUGACCAGAUUCCCGGUUUUCUGGAAAUAAACAAUGCAAGAUUUAAGAUUGAUGAUGUCCUAAUGGAAACACAAGAAAUAAUUUCUGAUGGAGGCGGAAAUCUCCGAUCAUUAACAGAACAUUUAAUGAGAACACCCGCCAAAAAAGUGGAUAGUCGAUUCGAAGAGGGAAUUCGAGAGCGCCUUUUUAAGACUGGAGAUAAAGGCUUAGAUUUGCCUGCACUAAAUAUACAGAGAGGGCGGGAUCAUGGACUGGCCCCUUACGUCAAAUAUAAAGAGAGGUGUAAACAAGGAUAUGAGGGGCUCCCUGAUCACGAGGAUGAGCGAAGGAAUAAGUUAAUGGAAAUAUAUGGCGGGAAUAUAGGUGAUAUAGAUCUAUUUCCGGGGGGAAUAUCAGAAAAAGCGGUACCAGAUGGGCUUGUCGGUCCGUUGUUCGGUUGUAUUAUCGCAGCACAGUUUCAGCGUCUUAAGUAUGGCGACCGGUAUUGGUACGAAAACUUAAACUCGUAUCCCAAUGUCAGAUUUACUUCCGAACAGCUUUCUGCCAUAAAAUCGAUGACCUUUGGUAAAAUAUUAUGCGAAGUUUUCAGUGAGGAUUCGAAUCCACUGGCAAACGUUCCUGCUGAUGUUUUCAAAAUCAAUCAGGCGUCAACAAUUACAUGUGCUGAUUCAAAAAUGGAUCUUAGUUCGUGGGGAGUUGUGACAAAUAAAUGAGAUUAAUCUGAGUGUAUUUAAAUAACCAAACAAGCAUUAAAAUUAAUACUAAUGUAACUUAAAAAGACUUUUUUUUCAAUUUAGAACUUCAACAACCAUUGAAAAAACGUGAUAAA